CAAAUCCAUAAUGACGGCUUGUAACAUUGCUAAUAACGGUGAUGUGCUUGUAUGUGUAACCGAUGGUAAAGAGAGACAAUCCCAUUUGUGACACAAACAUCCAACAAAAUAGUCAGGGCGCGACUACUGUAAAUGUGUAUCUUUAAAAGGUUUUUUAAUCUGUAAAAUUUUACUCUCGUGCUGAGCAUUCAGUUUUACUGCCUUUGAGGAAGUUUGUUGAACGCAACACGGGUCUUUUGACUUCCCGUGAUGCAUCAGGUUUCCAGUUAGACAGCAACAAGAGGAGGAGUCGUAUGUGGAGUUUUACGGGUGCAUUAUUACGCUUGACUAUUGCGAAAAGGGGCACUGCACGGACUCAAAUUCGUCUUGGCAUUUGAUGUCCUUUACAACGAGUUCACAACAAGUUCCCGAGGAAUACGGGCGUGUUUGGGCGAGUGUGGAGACAGGUUAGCCAAACUGUUUGGGUGCCAUGUGAGAAUAAGCCCUCACUGGAGGUGCCAUGCUUGCCACGCAGAUGCCGGAAAAGCAACCAGAGGAUAAAGAUGUCAAACAGAUCAAAGAGAAGUUGGUCCAGUCUCUUAAAGCCCUCCAGAAACGAUACGUGACAUCAGAUGCUGUGGUCACUAGUGAAGACGGGGAUGCUAACCUCCUCUGCUCUGCCCUGGAGGCCGUUUUCAUCCAUGGGAUCAAGAGCAAGUAUAUCCGCUCCGAAGCUGGAGGCUGGAGUAGGAAGGGGGAUCGAGGAGUCCUCCCUCAGCCUUAUUUCUGGAGCCUCCUCAAGACGGUCACCCACCGUGACGUGAUCACAGAGCUGGAGAAGAUCAGCUACCUCGGCACAGACGUGGGCCGCUGCAGGGCGUGGCUGCGGCUGGCCCUGAACCACAGCCUUCUCGAGUGCUACCUCGUGUCUCUGUUUCGGGAGGACUCUAAGCUGCGCACCCACUACCAGCCCGGCGCUUUGCUCCUGAAUGAAGAGGAGCGAGAAGUUCUGCUCAGCUACCUCCAAGGUUUGGCCUCGCUCACGUUCAGCUUGUCCUACAAGUCGGCUGUGCUUAACGAAUGGACCACCACGCCUCUGGCUCUAGCUGGACUCUGUCCACCGGCCCAGUUGGACAACCUCAAUGACGGCGGCUGUCCCGCCUCGAAGCCAGUGCGUAAGGAGUCGUGGGACACCGUGUCUCAGUCGUCCGGUUCAUCGGAUGCGACGGAUCCGCAGAGAGCGUGCCCAGUGUUCCUUUCCGGCGGAGCUGAGGUUUCACAAGGAGAAAAGACGGCACUUUACUCCUCUAAUUUGAGUUUAGACACCACAGGCUCCUCCCAGCUCUCCUCCAGCUUGAGCUCCGAUAGCUUCCUGCACGGCCAGGACCCCCGCAGCCCGACUGCAGAGCAGUGGUCUUCAGGUGACCUGGACACCCCCAUUAAUGUCAGAAACGGCACCAAAAGGCACCAGAAAGAUGUGCUGUGUGACUUCCGAGAAGGUGGACAGUGCAGUCAGGACUCGAUGCGUGAAGACUCGUUCGUCUCCAGCACAGGAGGCGAGCCAUUCUCGGAGAACACGACGUUCAGCGGUUCAGACAGUGAGAACCAAGACCACGAUAUGCCAUCCCAAGACCCUGCAGAGCAGCUCCACAAUUCUGGUCCAGAGUCGCCUCCACCCGCUGUCCAGAUGCCAUCCUGCGAUGAGCCACCGGAUGACCAGGCACCACAGCAGAUCUGCCAUAAAGCCUCUUCUGAUGCUUCAUGCUCGGACACAGCCGUGCUCCCCUCUGCUAUCGGAUCCAUCAAGCCUGUGGAGGCAGAACACGUGACUGCUGUUCAGGAAACCGUGCAGCCGGUUCAGGAAAUAAAGCAAACGGGCAGCUCAGAGAGGAACAGCUCCGACUCACACACACGCAAAGGAUCGCGUUCAGCGAGUAUCGUCUCCAGAAAACUGUCUACAGAUUCACUCUCACAUUCACGGUCUUGGAUUUCUGAGGACGACAUCUACAAGCCUCACCUGGAAGAGGUGCCUGAUAAUGAAGAGGUGUCUCCCACAGCGGAUCUCAAGGCCUCCCAGUCUCCUCCCAGUGUCGUCCAUCGCAGACAAAUAGGGCUUUCCAACCCCUUCCGAGGCCUGCUGAAGCUGGGCCACUUGGAACGGCGGGGCGCGAUGGGGAUAUGGCGUGACUACUACUGCGAGCUCUCGCCCUACGAGUUCCGGCUGUAUCUGAACGCCGAGGAUCGGGAGUGCUGCGACAACUGCUCCCUUCUGCGGUGCGAAGACGUUCGCAUCACGUCAUCCGAGGGCCGCUUCGAGUUGGCCUUUCCAGGGAAGCGGCUCUACCUCCGGGCGGCCAAUCAGGAUGAAGCGGAGGACUGGGUGGACCGUAUAGUUGAGGCCGGGAACAAAUGCCGACCAACACCGAACGAUGACGAGCAUUUUGAAGUGCUGGAGCCUUCUGGUGAAAAUGGAGUGGACGAGCGCACGGUUUCAUCCCCGUCCUCUGCUCCUUCGAGCCCCGAGCGACGCUUCUCGUCCUCUGACUCGAGCGAGACGUCUGCUCCUCCGCAGGAGUUUGACUGGACUCGAACUACUGACUUGGAGACGGAUGCUCUCAAAGAAGCUGUUUUGUAUCUCUCCACAGACUCUGAAGCAAGGACAUGGGCCCCUUUGGUUUUUUCCCUUUCCUUGGAGGCCCUCAAAGCCUUCCGGGUACAGGAGGAAAGAAAGGUGUUGUGGCUAAACCAUCCUGUUGCUGAAAUCAGGGACGUCGUUCCGGACGUGUCCUUGGGAGGACCAGCCUUUUUCAAAGUCCUGACUGUGAGAGAGACCUUAAGAAUCAGGGCAGAGAAUGCGGAGGAAGCUCGCUCCUGGAGGGAUUUGAUCCGCGGAGCUCUGGACUCGUACUUGGAGAGCGGCGAGGAUGGAAUAUGCGAGGAGUUUGCAACGGUCUGGAAUACUGGAGUGAAUGGAAAGCUGCACAAACUGGUGCAACAUAGACUGAAAGAAAACGGAGCGCUUCUGCUGCACCUUUACACGGUCCCAUCAGAGAAGGGACUGGACAUUCAGGGCUUUAAAUGCACAGGCUGUCCUCAGCAGAUCGGCCCAUCCAGAGGCAGAGCCAGGCUGUGUGAGUUUUCGGGUCGGUACUACUGUGACUCCUGCCACAAGGGGGACACUGCCAUCAUACCGUCGCGCAUGGUGCACAACUGGGACCUCAACCAGCGAGAGGUGUCAAAGAAAGCUCUGCACCUGUUGGCUCAAAUCGAGCAGGAGCCUCUGCUGAACCUGGAGCAGCUGAACCCGGAGCUGGUUAACCAUUCAGAAUCCAUGGCUCAGGCCCACAGCCUGCGAGAGAGGCUGCGUCUGCUGGGCGACUACCUGCUGUCCUGCCGCAGCGGCGCCUGCAGGACACUCCAAACCAGGAUGGGGCAGCGAACCUACCUGUUGGAGUCGAGCCACCUAUACAGCGUCCUGGAUUUAAGACAGAUAGCAGAGGGCCAGUAUGCAGGCUUCCUGAUCUCCCUGGUGCAGCAUGCCUCUAAUCACGUGUUACACUGUGACCUGUGCACUCAGCGAGGCUUCAUUUGUCAGAUAUGCCACUCUGAUGACAUCCUCUUCCCCUUCCAGUUCGACACCACCACCAGGUGUAAAGAUUGUAAAGCGGUGUUUCACCUUCCCUGCAAGACUGCCCAGAACGCCUGUCCUCGCUGUGAGCGAAUGAAGAAAUACCUGGAGAGAGAUCUGGAGGACUGAGAACCGCAGCAAAGAUUUCACAAUCAGACUAUUUAUUUGCCGACGGACGACUGAAAGCAGAAAUCGAGAUUUUACAUGAAGUAGCCUGAAGUGCAAUUACAAGAAUGAAGGGCCCGCCCUGACUGACUGGACACUGAAGGGGCAAUGCGAUGAAGGAGGUUCAGUGUGACAGUAGCUAAAACUUUGCACUAAUUUAGAGGCCAAUAUACCGGACUGAUGCAACCAAAAGAUAACGACCAGAGAAUUUGUUAUUUCUACGAACAAUGAUUGAGCCACGAUGUUAAAACAAAAGCAGGACAGCAUAUCCAACACUUUAGUACAUGGAAGUGUUUUGAAUACUGAAGAAAUAUGGGAAUUUAUUUCAGCUUUCCUAACCUUGUGCAUCAUGCAACGUCGCAUUCUGUUUUUUCUCCUGAUACGGGACUCAGUGGUGAGGGUUAAAUGUUUUAAAUUAUUAAAGCAGCACUUAGAAUGAUCUCGUUAGCUGAUUUUGAUUGUGCCUUGAUUUUAUUUUCAAGCUUUAAUUUCCUUUUGAUUUAUAGCUAUAACAAGGCAAAAAUGCAGAACAUAUCUGUUCAUAUUAAACUGCAUAAGCAUUAAAUCUAUAGCAAUGAUUACGUUUGGUAUUUGGGUUUACACUUCUUAAUUUUUGUCAGUUCAGGACAAAGAUUUUAAAAAUCAAUGCGAAAAGAUAUGGAUUUAUGUAGAAAUCAUUAUUUUCCAAUGCAUCUACAAAACAUAUAUUUUGCAUAUUUGCACAUUAUCAAAGUUCUGCAGCAGAAUGUAGCUGCUGUACCCUUGUCUUUCACUGAGCAGACCUGGGUUUUUGUGUUUUUCUAAAUUCUUACUGCUCUGUUUUCGUGUCUUCAGUUAGCUGAUUCCAAUAAAUAUUACUCAAAACUGCCUAUAACAAAAAUCCUUUUGAUAUAUGCACAACAUAUCGUGUUUAAGGGGAGCAUUGAGAAUACUGCAGUGCUGUUAACUGCUAGAUAACACUUACUUUAUGUCCUGGUGAUGUAUAAGUGGCCAUUCUGAAAUAAAACUAUUGUAAUUGUAUUAUU
Fundulus heteroclitus (mummichog) is the source of this 4797-nucleotide messenger RNA. It is a transcript of the gene plekhm1, whose product is annotated as pleckstrin homology domain containing, family M (with RUN domain) member 1. The transcript has 13 exons. The record is from RefSeq and is a predicted model, not a curated record. The coding region runs from base 500 to 3736 and encodes 1078 amino acids. Lineage: Eukaryota; Metazoa; Chordata; Actinopteri; Cyprinodontiformes; Fundulidae.